UCGAAGAAGAACGUCAUUUAUAAACAAAACUUUCUUUUUCGUAACAAAACCAUAUCCAAAGAAAAACAGUUUAGUCGACAAAAAAUCGCUCUCUGUUUUGAUUGGAAUAUGGCUCAUAACGGUGGGAAUAACAGUGAUAGCUCUAACGAGUCUCUAAACGGUUCCUGGGUGAAUUUGGACGGGUCGCCUCCAAAUGGAAACAGUGUUCAUUACUCCCCUACGGGCUCACAAGCUGGAGUAAUGGAAGAUCUUUUAGCCGAAGCAGUGGAAGAUCACUACAGACAAAACUCCAACGGAGAAAAGUCUCCAUCUCCGAGAAACCCAUCCCAAGAGGUCCCAGCAUCAAUUCUUCCCCAAGAGCCAAAGACUGACUGGAUCUGGGAAUGGUCCAGUGGAAUUGAAAGACAUCCACCAAAGGAGUGGAGACUUAGACAUCCUUCAAAGAGUAAAAAGAUGCCACCCCGAACGCCCCUCAGUCUGAGAAGGACUAAAGUGAUGAAGAGUGACCUGUUGAAUGUGAAUAUCUAUGUGGUACUACCCACUAUACUAUUAUCCCACCUGGUUGCAUUCGGCAUUGGGGUCUAUGUUGGAAGGAAAAUAACAGAGACUCAUGCAGUUUGAACAGCAACAUCAAUUGCUUGCUGGGGACUUUUUGUGAGCUUUUCCUGUACAUAGAAAUUCUACUGUGCAUAGUUUGCUGGUUGUAUCAUACGUCAAAUCUUCGUUUAGAGGCUAUGUCAGAAGUUUCAUGGUUUACUAAGGGGGAAAUUAAAAGCUUGCCUUAGCAAAUGACCAAUAGGUAUUUAAAGAAUCAAACCUUAGCAUGAAAUACUAGAAAACUGGUGACAUAGCCCCUACAAAUCCUAUCAUGACCCACAGCUGGAUCAUGUCCCUAGAAAUUGAUUUGAGGAUCUUGUGGGUUAUUUUAUAGAAUGAGAGGGAAAGGGGGGGUGGGGAGGGGGAGAAUUCUCUUGUAUGAGUAUGACAGUUGGGCAAUCGUAUUCAAACUAUACAAGACAGUCUACUGUAAAAUGUAUUUCUUCACCAUUUAUUCUGUAAGCACAUAAAGUGCAAAGAUAAACAUAUGGAAUGCUUAAACACCACUAAUCCAUUUUAUAUCCUAACAAGAAGUUUUAUCAAUAAUUGUUUAUUUUCUAUUAUUUGUCUACAGUAUUGAGCUUGAAAAUUGAUUGUAUGAAAAUUAGUUUUUGAAUUCAAGUCCUAUUUUUAAUAUCUCUCAUAAUAAUUGGAUUUUAAACCUUUUCUUCAAUGAACCUUUGAUAAAAAUAAUUUAUGCACAGAGCAGUUGAGAAGCAACAAAACUGUCUAAUGGAUAAUCUCCAACAGUUGAACUGGAAUAAAUAUGCAGGGCAGUGUGCUUAACUGCACACUUUGAAAAAAAAAACAGGGAAAAAUGCUGGGCUUUUAACAAUAAAGAUCUUAGAAUAUGCUAUACUAAUAAAUUAGACCUAGGAUUUGUGCAUCUGUAUCAGAUAAAAACUGCCAUCUUAUUAUGAUGCUGUCUAAAACAUAUAACGUUAAAGGUUCUUUAAUACAUUUAUUAUGUUUGUUACAGUAUAAUAUUGUAGAUUCAUGUCACUCUCAGACAUGCAUUAUGUUUGUAAAGUGUAAAAUAGUAUUUUUAGUGUAUUUUUUGCUUCAAAGGCUGUUGGUUUUAAGAAGGUUUCCGUCCUAAAUAAUCCACCUUACAGGCCCUGAGCCAGGGUGUUUAGCUUGGUUUACAUGUUAAGCGGAGCAUUUUUUAAAGAUACUUCCUCCUAUAGCCCACAAGUGUUUCUCGAUAUUCUUGCAUUUGAGCAGACCUUCCACUCAAAGUUCUUCAAAAAAAACCCUGGCUACGGGCCUGUCAUACAUUUCCAUUUCUUUGCAAAUCAAAGCUAUUUAAUUUUUGAGAUUAACAAACUUAUCUUAAAUGCAUACAGCCUUUAAAUCAUUAUAAAGAUUUUGUAAUUGCACCUGCACAGACUAAUAUAUAAGCUUCACAGAGGAAUAGCCAGAAGAGGGCUAAUGAAUUGUAUUUUGCAACAAAAGCAAUUUUAACACACAGUCCUAAACCCCCAAAAACUUACUAAUUAAUAUUACAUAAAAAUCAUGAACUCCUGGUUAUUCCUUUGAUGAAAAGAAGGGCAAUUAGGCUUUAAUCUCACUGGUAUAAAAAAAUUACUAUUCAGCCUUAAAAUUAAAUAAACUUUGCAUCUGCAGAAA
This is a messenger RNA of Nematostella vectensis (starlet sea anemone), 2226 nucleotides long. Its product is annotated as BCL2/adenovirus E1B 19 kDa protein-interacting protein 3. Bases 109 to 621 code for a protein of 170 amino acids. The record is from RefSeq and is a predicted model, not a curated record. The transcript is spliced from 7 exons. Gene Ontology annotation, biological process: mitochondrial outer membrane permeabilization; positive regulation of apoptotic process. Gene Ontology annotation, cellular component: nucleus; mitochondrial envelope; mitochondrial outer membrane. NCBI's taxonomy places the organism in Eukaryota, Metazoa, Cnidaria, Anthozoa, Actiniaria, Edwardsiidae.